This is a messenger RNA of Frieseomelitta varia, 4650 nucleotides long. RefSeq names its product UDP-N-acetylglucosamine--peptide N-acetylglucosaminyltransferase 110 kDa subunit (gene sxc). Gene Ontology annotation, molecular function: protein binding; protein N-acetylglucosaminyltransferase activity. Gene Ontology annotation, biological process: protein O-linked glycosylation. Bases 435 to 3653 code for a protein of 1072 amino acids. The record is from RefSeq and is a predicted model, not a curated record. NCBI's taxonomy places the organism in Eukaryota, Metazoa, Arthropoda, Insecta, Hymenoptera, Apidae. The transcript is spliced from 12 exons.
GGAAUACGUUCAUCGAUUGGUUUUUCGCGUCGGACCGUAUUACGUAUGCAGUCUGACAGACUGUCGUUCGUGAAGAACUCAACUGUCGCGAUAAAAACUUCUUAGAAAAAAAAAAAAGAAAACCAUCUUUUAACGACAAAGUAACUGACAAAUAUAUCAUUUACGUUUCAUGUGAUUUGCAUGUUGUGCAUAAAUCCUUGGUUAAGUAAAUUGCUUGGAAAUCCAUGAUGGCGCACGUUGAAAGAUCGCGCUAGUACAUACCGAUGUAAGUGCCGCGUGUACCUGUUUUUUGUUUCAAUUCUUCGGAAAGUAAGGAAUUCUCUCUGGACCCGGUUCACCACGAUAUCUCCAAUUUUGAUAUUGGAAUUCCUGCACGAGCGUCGACACGUGAUCAUCGUCUUACAUCGUUCGCAUCGUUCACACAUCAUUUUUUUAUGGUGGUCGUCAUCAUGCAAGCACAGCAGCAGCCACAGCAACAACAGCAGCAGCCACAGCAGCCGCAGCAGCAGAAUCAUCAACAAAUUGCAUGCAGCAGUGUCAUUCUCAAGAUGAACGAGAUACCACAGGUUUCGACAAUCGGGUUACUGGAACUUGCUCACAGGGAGUAUCAGGCAGGAGAUUACGAAAACGCUGAAAGGCAUUGUAUGCAACUGUGGCGACAGGAAACAUAUAACACAGGGGUUCUUCUGUUGUUGUCUUCUAUCCACUUCCAGUGCAGAAGGCUAGAAAAAUCCGCUCAUUAUAGUAGUUUAGCGAUAAAGCAGAAUCCCUUGUUGGCGGAGGCUUACAGCAACCUUGGGAAUGUUUUCAAGGAGCGUGGUCAACUGCAGGAAGCUUUGGAAAACUAUCGGCACGCCGUUAGAUUGAAACCAGAUUUCAUUGACGGUUACAUCAAUCUAGCAGCUGCAUUGGUAGCUGCUGGAGAUAUGGAACAAGCGGUUCAAGCAUAUGUGACUGCUCUACAAUAUAACCCUGAUCUUUACUGUGUGAGAAGCGAUCUUGGUAAUCUUUUGAAAGCAUUAGCAAGACUUGACGAAGCCAAGGCUUGCUAUCUAAAGGCGAUUGAAACGCGUCCAGAUUUCGCGGUCGCGUGGAGCAAUCUUGGCUGCGUGUUCAACGCUCAGGGGGAGAUCUGGCUGGCGAUCCAUCACUUCGAGAAGGCCGUGGCUUUGGACCCAAAUUUCUUGGACGCUUACAUCAAUCUUGGCAACGUGCUCAAGGAGGCUAGGAUUUUCGAUAGAUCCGUAGCUGCUUACCUGCGUGCUUUGAAUCUCAGCCCUAACAAUGCAGUCGUGCAUGGAAAUCUGGCGUGUGUUUAUUACGAACAAGGGCUUAUCGAUUUGGCGAUCGACACGUAUCGCCGUGCUAUCGAACUACAACCGAAUUUCCCAGAUGCUUACUGUAACUUGGCGAACGCGCUCAAGGAAAAGGGGCAAGUGGCUGAGGCUGAGGAUUGCUAUAAUACGGCUCUCCGCCUUUGCCCUUCGCACGCCGAUUCCCUUAAUAAUCUGGCCAACAUAAAACGCGAACAGGGGUACAUCGAAGAAGCAACUCGGUUGUAUUUGAAAGCGCUUGAAGUAUUUCCUGAUUUUGCUGCAGCUCAUAGCAACCUGGCUUCCGUAUUACAGCAACAAGGGAAAUUAAACGAAGCAUUGAUGCAUUACAAGGAGGCUAUUCGCAUUCAGCCAACUUUCGCGGAUGCGUACUCGAACAUGGGCAAUACGCUGAAAGAAAUGCAAGAUAUACAAGGGGCGCUUCAAUGCUACACAAGAGCUAUACAAAUUAAUCCCGCUUUCGCCGAUGCUCAUUCCAAUUUAGCUUCAAUUCACAAGGAUUCCGGGAACAUUCCCGAGGCUAUUCAAUCGUACAAAACUGCGCUGAAGCUGAAGCCCGACUUUCCCGACGCGUAUUGUAACUUGGCGCAUUGCCUUCAGAUCGUUUGCGACUGGACCGAUUACGAGGCUCGAAUGAAGAAAUUAGUCUCGAUCGUUGCCGAACAAUUGGAUAAGAACAGGUUGCCAAGCGUGCAUCCGCACCACUCUAUGCUCUACCCGCUGUCUCACGAAUUCAGAAAGGCCAUUGCUGCUAGACAUGCGAAUCUUUGCAUCGAAAAGAUACACGUUUUACAUAAACAACCGUACAAAUACCCACGUGAAAUUGGCACUCGCUUGAAGAUUGGAUACGUUUCGUCCGAUUUUGGGAACCAUCCUACUAGCCAUCUGAUGCAGUCGAUUCCGGGGUUGCACGACAGACAAAACGUUGAAAUCUUUUGUUACGCUCUCAGUGCCGAUGAUGGAACCACUUUUCGUGCAAAGAUCGCUAGAGAAACCGAACACUUCGUCGAUCUAUCGCAGAUUCCGUGCAACGGGAAAGCAGCUGAUCGUAUUAACGCGGAUGGAAUUCACAUUUUGGUGAACAUGAACGGCUACACAAAGGGAGCAAGAAACGAAAUAUUCGCCCUGAGACCGGCACCGGUUCAAGUGAUGUGGCUUGGAUAUCCCGGAACAUCUGGUGCUAGUUUCAUGGAUUAUUUAAUUACGGACGAAGUUACAUCACCGGUGGAACUUGCUAGUCAAUACAGCGAGAAGCUUGCUUACAUGCCACACACGUACUUCAUUGGAGAUCACAAGCAAAUGUUCCCGCAUUUAAAGGAACGUCUUAUUUUGACGGACAAGUUGAAUAUGAAAGGCAAAGUAGCAGAUAAUGUAGCUGUGAUAAAUGCCACCGAUCUCUCUCCCAUGAUUGAAAAUACGUGCGUCAAAGAAAUCCGCGAAGUUGUCGUACCGGAUGCCAAAAAUAAGCCAGUAGAAAUUUCCUUGAAAGUUGCGGAACUGCCAACCACUACUCCUAUCGAGACAAUGAUUGCUUCUGGACAAUGCCAAAUGUCUGUGAACGGCGUUGUAGUUCAAAACGGCAUGGCCACCACGCAAGUGAAUAACAAAACAGCUACGGGUGAAGAAGUGCCUCAAAAUAUCAUGAUUACAACGAGACAACAGUAUGGUCUGCCAGAGGACGCAGUUGUCUACUGUAAUUUUAAUCAAUUGUACAAGAUCGAUCCGCUCACACUUCACAUGUGGGCACAUAUUCUAAAACACGUGCCAAACUCUGUAUUAUGGUUACUACGCUUCCCGGCCGUUGGUGAGCCAAACCUACAAGCGACAGCCCAACAAUUAGGUUUAGCUCCCGGUAGGAUCUUGUUCAGCAAUGUUGCUGCAAAAGAAGAACACGUUCGAAGGGGACAGUUGGCUGACGUAUGCUUGGACACACCGCUUUGUAAUGGUCACACUACUAGCAUGGAUGUUUUGUGGACUGGAACUCCAGUAGUUACACUACCAGGUGAAACGCUGGCAUCUCGUGUUGCUGCUAGUCAGUUGAAUACUUUGGGCUGUCCUGAUUUGAUUGCACGAACACGUCAGGAAUAUCAGGACAUUGCUAUUCGUUUAGGCACUGACAGAGAAUACUUGAAAGCUACGCGAGCCAAAGUGUGGAAAGCAAGAUCGGAAAGUCCAUUAUUCAAUUGCAAGUUAUACGCAGCGGGCAUGGAAAUGCUGUACAAAAAAAUGUGGGAACGUUACGCGCGAGGCGAAAAGCCUGAUCAUGUGUCAGCAGUAGAUAAAACCGAAAGGGAAAAAUUACUAACAGUUACAUCUUAAACAUAACUCUAUUUCUAAAUAUUUUUAUUUAUACAGCUUUAAUUCCACAUCUGGCUUCUCUUUCAUUCUUUCUUUCUUUUUUCUUUUUAUAUAAAAACGUAACAUUUAAAACAGAUAAUCGGUAAUCUAUUUCAUGAAAAUAGGAUUUUCAUACAAAUUCCAUAUGUUUUGGUAUUCACCGUUUUCUAUGAUACGUCGUCAAGCUCGGGUAACAGGAUAAUUAUCAUACAUAUACGUUCAAUUACAUAUUUGAUGUCGCAACAAAGAAAAUUGUGGAUUGUUAUACCGUCGUACGAGUCACAAGAAAUAAUUACAUUCAUUUUCUACGUUAUACAACCACAUCUUUCACCUUAUUUAUACAUAUAAUAUAUUAUGAUUCUCGUAAAGUCAGAUGUCUAUAUUUUUUGUUUAUCUUUUUGGUAAUAUGUGUAUAUUACCUGAAUUGGAAUGGGAUUGUGUACAAGAUUGGCUUCUUCAUUGUAUAAAGUACAAUGACACAGACAUAGUAUGUAUGUUGACGAAGGUUUGUAUUAUUAAUAUGAAAUACGCAGCUGUCAUUGAUACUUUUAUUCGAAAGUUUCUUUGAUUCUCAAAGUCUCUGACGCGUGACUCAUUACAUAAUAACGAAUAAAUGCUGGAAGGAUGUUCUUAUGGUCAUAUUUUCCGAAUUUAUAACGAUAUUGUCGUUCGGAUCGGCACGUAAAUGAAGAUUGAAAUACAGAGAGAGAAGAGUCGGAUUAUUUGCACCAAGAUGUUAUUGCUAGAAAUUGCUGGUAGCAGAGUUGCAAGUUGUAUUAUAUAUAUAAUUAAUUAAUGAGAUAGACAUGUAAAUAUUAAAAUUGUUAUUGCUUUAGUUACGAUAACGUGUACGUUUAAGAUUGAAGAAAUGUGUGAGGUAGUGAAAAACGUCGACUGUAGUAAAUUCCGAUGUACGUCUAUAGAAUAAAAAAAAAGAGAGAAAAAAGAAAAAAAAAGAAAUAAUUAAAAAAUAUAAUUU